GUGAAGGCCAGGAGGGAAGGGAGCGGGCCGGAGACCCAGCAUCCCAUCUCUGCCUGCUUGGUCCCAGGGGGUUUGGAUCAAGGCUGGGCGCUGUGGUCAGAGAGCCAAUCCCAUCCUCUUCCUGGCUGUCUGAGCUCUUGGUGGGCCAGAAGACAGAACAGGACGGAAGCUCGCUCUGGGAAUGGGAAGAGUGGGUGUGGGGAGACCCAAGGCGGGAUCCAGGCUUUGGAACGUUGGAGGUUUCCGGCCACAGAGGCAAGGCCUCCGGGGAGCCAAGGGGGCGGGGAGACACCGAGGACCCGAGGAGGAGACCAGCAGACUGAAGGGCGGCCGGAGUGGGAGGGGAGGUGCAGAGGAGAGACAGAGGCGGACGGCGGGCGAGGGAUCGUACCCAGGGCCGGCCACUCGCCAGCCCUACCCAGACAUUCUGACAUCUGAAACUUUGGGUCACGGAGAGCCCGGCCUCAUGCAGGCAGCCUGGGUGUUUGGGGCCCUGGUGGUCCCCCAGCUCUUGGGCUUUGGCCAAGGUGCUCGGGGAACAGAGAGGGAGGAGGGCUGGGGUGGAACCCUGGAGGAAGAGCAGGAGAGGGAGACCCUGAUGCUGAAGCAUCUGCAGAAGGCCCUGGGACUGGCGGCUGCCAGAGGGGGAGAGAAUCCUGCCCCGACUUUUGAAGGCAAAGGGGCCUGGGGGACUGCAGAGGACCAGGGAAAAGAAGAGGAGGAAGCAACGGCAGCUGCCUCCCCCAGCCCCAGCCCCACUCCCACGCCCGAAGACGCCAUCACUUAUAUCUUGGGCCGCCUUGCUGCCCUGGACGCAGGCCUGCACCAGGUGCACGUCCGUCUGCACGCGUUGGACACCCACCGACCGGCACUGCUUGCUACGGGUCAGAGCACGUCCCAAGCCCGGCCUGGAUUCCGGGUGUGCGGGAUCUGCUCAACAUCCAGCGGGAAAGUCUGCGACGUGACCUGA
This is a messenger RNA of Fukomys damarensis (Damara mole-rat), 970 nucleotides long. It is a transcript of the gene Clec11a, whose product is annotated as C-type lectin domain containing 11A. Bases 182 to 970 code for a protein of 262 amino acids. The transcript is spliced from 4 exons. The record is from RefSeq and is a predicted model, not a curated record. Lineage: Eukaryota; Metazoa; Chordata; Mammalia; Rodentia; Bathyergidae.